UAUAUCGGGCCGGGCCGAAGGUGGAGACGAGACGGGGCCGCGGCGGCAGGCGUGGGGAUGCUGCUCCGGAGGCCGGGGCCGGGAGGGCGGUUGCGGGCGCCACGGCCUCGGAGGCUCGGCUCCGUGGGCGCUCGAGGCUGAAGGCCGGACCCUCGCCCCGGCGCGGCAGGCACGGCAGCGGCACUGACUCGACCCGCGAGGGCGCCUGGCCGGGACCUGCGGCUGCGGGAGAAGAGACCCCGUCUCUGGAACGGGACGCGGAUGCGCACGCUUCCUCCUCCUCCGGCAGGAACUCCAAGCCCCGCGCGCCCCGGCACCCGAGGCUGGAACCGCGGCUCUGCACGCCUUCCCCCGUCUCCGCUCCUCACCCUGAAGCCAGUGCGCCCUCAGCUCCUCCCUCGUCGCCCCUGUCGUUUCACCCAAUAAGCACAACCACUCCAAAGAACUCCUGCGGAAGGGGACUCCAAUCCGGAGAGCGACGGUCUCACCCAGAGGAAGGCGAGCUCCGGGAGAGAGAGGCCAGGGCCGCGGCCCCGAUCGCCACCACGCCCCGGACACCCGCUGUCCAGGACCGCGCGGAGGCAAAGGGUGCGCGCCGGGCGAGGACGGGCGCGGGCAUGAAGCUGGAGGUGUUCGGGCCCCGCGCGGGUCUCGGGGACAAGCCGGGGAGUGACCUGGAGGGUGCGGGCGGCAGCGACGCGCCGUCUCCGCUAUCGGCCGCGGGCGACGACUCCCUGGGCUCGGACGGGGACUGCGCGGCCAACAGCCCGGCGGCAGGCAGCGGCGAGCGGAGCGCGGGCGGCGGGCCGGGCGCCGAGGAGGCGGGCGCGGCGGGGGCGGCGGCGGGGCCCAGAGCCGGGGGCGCAGGCUCGGGGGGUGCGGGCGGCGGCGAGGGCGCGCGCGGCAAGCCGUACACCCGGCGGCCCAAGCCCCCGUAUUCGUACAUCGCGCUCAUCGCAAUGGCCAUCCGCGACUCGGCGGGCGGGCGCCUGACGCUGGCCGAGAUCAACGAGUACCUCAUGGGCAAGUUCCCGUUCUUCCGCGGCAGCUACACCGGCUGGCGCAACUCCGUGCGCCACAACCUCUCGCUCAACGACUGCUUCGUCAAGGUGCUUCGCGACCCCUCGCGGCCCUGGGGCAAGGACAACUACUGGAUGCUGAACCCCAACAGCGAGUACACCUUCGCCGACGGCGUCUUCCGCCGCCGCCGCAAGCGCCUCAGCCACCGGGCAGCGGCCCCCGGCCCCGCGCUCCGGCCCGCGGACGGCGCGCCUCCGCCGCCCGCGCCCGCCGCCCCGGCCCCGGCUUCGCCCCGCGCGCGCUCGCCCGCCCGCCCAGAGGGGCGCGCCAGCCCGGCCGGCAGAUUCUCCGGCCCCUUCGCCAUCGACAGUAUCCUCAGCAAGCCCUUCCGCAGCCGCUGCACCGGGGACAUGGGCCCCGGGGCGCGCCCUCCGUGGGGCGCGGCGCCUUGCCCGCCGCCGCCCGCCUACCCGGCGCUGCUCCAGGCCGCGCCCGCUGGGGCCCUGCUGCCGCUCUGCGCGUUUGGAGCGGCCGAGCCGCCGGGGCUGCUAGCGCGCGGGGCCGAGGCGCCGCCCCUCCUCCUAGCGCCCCUGGCCGCCCCGGCGCCGGCCAAGCCGCUCCGAGGCCCGGCCGCCGGUGCGCACCUGUACUGCCCCGUGCGGCUGCCCGACGCCCUGCUCGCGGCCUCGGCCCGCGCGCCCGGCCCGCACCUGCCUAGUCGGCCUGAGACGCUCCUGGCAUGAGCGCGCCGGGGGCGGCGGCGACGCGGGCUCGGGCUGGGCGCUUUCCGCCCGAGGACAGAGACCGUCCCAGAACCAUCACCCGACGUGCCUUGGAGCGAACACCGGACGGAAGGGUCGCACCUGCGUCCCGAACGUUCCCUUCGUCCUCUAACUCACGUUCAAAGGAGCAAAGCAGGGCCUCGGAUAGUUUCCUUUCCUGAACCAAGCCUGUGCCUCACAGAACCUUCUCCUCCUGGCCCAGGCUCUGCCUUGUUCCUGCUGUUGCGCCUUCGGUGCUUUGUCCCUUACAAAGCGAAACAAAGCUAAGCAGCACAUCAGGGAACCGUUCCGGGUGACCGUGCACGGCUACUGCGCGGGCCCCGGGCCCCUCCUUGCGUGCCUGUGGCCUUUACAGGCGCAGCUGAGUGCCAGGGGCCAGAGGAGCGUCAGUCAUCUCUGCUACUGACCACCGUUUCACUGUGCCAAAGACGAAAAAUAUAUAUAUUGUUGGGUUUUAUGAUUAAAUUAUUUAUAUAUUUUUGAAACCCGAAUGGAAAAUGUUGCAGGCGACGGUUGUGGCUUUACUGUCUGUUGGGUCAUUUCUUAAGUGUGUUCUCGUUAGGCCGGGUGGCUUCUUCCAAGCAAGAGCUAACCGUUAUGUUUGUGGGGUGCCAGGAUCACUGCCACCUGAAAGCAAGUGUGAUUUUUACUUUUAAUAUUAUUUUAUUUGUGUCUGUACAUACUCACGUAUAAGUUUUAUGAAACCCCGGCAUAGUGCUCAUUUUUUAAUAAAACUGACAACUGACUUCA
Messenger RNA from Capra hircus (goat), 2552 nucleotides. It is a transcript of the gene FOXQ1, whose product is annotated as forkhead box Q1. Lineage: Eukaryota; Metazoa; Chordata; Mammalia; Artiodactyla; Bovidae. The record is from RefSeq and is a predicted model, not a curated record. The transcript has a single exon. Gene Ontology annotation, biological process: regulation of transcription by RNA polymerase II; cell differentiation; anatomical structure morphogenesis. Bases 618 to 1763 code for a protein of 381 amino acids. Gene Ontology annotation, molecular function: DNA-binding transcription factor activity, RNA polymerase II-specific; RNA polymerase II cis-regulatory region sequence-specific DNA binding.